AGAAGCGGUGCUCGACUGCCCGUCAAGAUUAUGGUCACAUGGCCUUGUGACAGCAAUGAUAAGCGCUCUUCUUUUGUGCGCCUACAAACUUUUUAUUUGAUUGCCAAGUAAAUCACUUUGAAAGAGCAGUGCGUGCUCUGAAAGCCGUUGAGGGCGACAACUUGGCGCCCUUUUUUUUUCGAAGCCCUCAGCGUCGUAUCCCGCCGCGUAUGCUCGUGGUUCUAACCUGUUUUCGCACCACCGAAUUCGGGCCUAUUGGAUUACUUCCCCUAAUUAACCGGCACGAAGUGGCAAGUUGCGGCAUGAGCCAGCGAGCGGUCGCUGUCAUGAAUGGUUCCUCUGUUGCACAAAGCCAAGUCCUGUUGCACAAGUAGGUCGAAACAUUCCGCUACCAUAUGGACGGGGAACACAAUUUGCCACCGAAAAAAGCUUGGCUCAGACGCAAGCAAGAACUUGCCCUGCCACCUCUAAUUCCUUCCAAGGAUUCCAAUGAACAAGAGGCCCAAAGCAACCCCCAGAUAUCGCCCGAAGCAACAGUUUCGGCGCCUAGCUGCCCAGAGCCCGCGCUGCGCACCCAAGAACGCAGUAGGAACACGGGCAGCGACGAAGCACGUCGUCCUUUGCCUGGUAGACACAACUUCGGUACCUCUUUGCAGGCAGGCUGCUUUCAGGCGUUCCGCAAUGCUCUUCACAAUGGUGUCGUCAGCUUAGUCGGUUUACGACGCAAAAGGCGAAGGGCAGGCGCUGAAGAAAGCGCCACACUGAGCAAGCCGGUACCGACGGAUCGUGCAAGUGGAUUGACACAACGUGACGACGAUGACAACUCUGAGGGAGGCGCCCGUAGGAGGUCGCUCAAUCCUGGACCUGCCUAUGGUUCCGGGGACGGCUCUAGCCCAAGGAAGCGUGCUUCGCCAGCCGCCGAAGAAACAACCACCGUUGCCCUGAAAUCUGGGGACAAGGCUGACCUGCAGGAGGCAUCUGCGGUAGAAUAUUUCGAAAUUUCCGGACAGAAAGAGCGAAGUAUAAGGGCACCCUCGCAGAUCGAUUUGGUGUCGGAAGAAACAGUUGAUUAUCAAGUUAAGGCUACCGGGGAACACGGCCAACUUUGGUUCAGACUGCCGAAAGCGCACGAGCCGCUGGAACCAGAGUGGUCGCCGUCGUCGACAAGCCAAGUCACCGUCGAUGUAGACAAGCUGCUUAUGCCUCCCCCUCCAGUCCCGUGGGGCAGGAAAAUAACGCGUCGCAAAGUACGUCAGCCUGCUUUUGAUUUGACGCCGCAAAUACCUUCGUCAUCACUCUUCAGCGCAGAUUGCUCCCAGAUGGGUUUCUCGGAAGAGUCGCAGCUCUCCACUUCAACACAGCCUUCCCCUUCUGAAGACGUAGCUCCCCAGUCGAGCUCGACACCAACGCAGGCGUGCGAUUUUGGAAGCAAGGGUGAGCACCAGCAGCCACACAACGUCUCAGGCGACGACCGUUCGGCUGAAGCACGCGAACAGGAGCAACCUGAUCCGUCGAAUCAGCCUCGUAGUUUGUUGCCGGCAGCUUUGCUUGGCCAAAUAGGCGGAAAAUUUAAACGUCGCAAUCCCGCUUUGUCGACAUCGGAUCAGCCUGCGGAACUCGGAUCAACUAGUGAGUACCAGAGAAGCGAACGCCACGCUUCGAGUCAGUACAAAGGUGAGCCUUCAUCGAAAGCGCCGCAGGAGUUGGAUAGCUUUCGUAAAAAUCGGGAUGCGGACCGCACUGCUGUUGAUAUACGUGAGGGUCAUGGAAACGUUCAAGAGAAUCCUCCAGAACAGGACUUUACAACUGCGGCCUUCACGGUCCGUCGAGAUCCCGGUUGUCGGAAGUCUGACAAAAGUGUUGCUUCUCAAGCGAUUUGUUCAGAAAAAGAUAAGCAAGAGUGCGGUGGAAAUACCGGCGCUGCCAAAGAACGCGGGAAGAAAUCUGUCCAGGAUGGGUUGACUAAAGAAUCCUCAAUCGAUGUGGAAUCGACAGAUGAUUAAGCUACUGAUCAGGAAAGUCAUGGUACAUCAGCGGUUGUUACUGAGCCUGCGGGGGCAACUACUUCGUCCGCGGCUGCAGCAUGGGUACCGACUAAAACUGACUAGACGACGACUACGAAUUUCGCCACUGUUUCACGUCGUUGGUUCAAUUAACUAAUGUCCACCAGGAUAACUAGAUGGCAUGCUCGCUGUAUACUAUAAAGAAAAAAUAGGGCAAAGCGGCGUCAAUCGAGAAGACCAGAGGUGGCCUUAGAAGUAGAGCUGGACCACCGAUGGCAAGUAUAAGAAGAGGCAUACCGAGUACUUGUGAAACCUAGAUGAGCUAUUCCCUUUUAUUCUCUGGACACGUGACGCCCGUCAUAAGGUGACUGUGUUUAUAAUAAAGAAUUUUCAAAAGCGA
Molecule: messenger RNA, 2403 nt
Organism: Dermacentor albipictus
Lineage: Eukaryota; Metazoa; Arthropoda; Arachnida; Ixodida; Ixodidae
Source: RefSeq, a predicted model, not a curated record